AUGAAACGCCAAAAUAUUCGUACGCUAUCGCUAAUUGUUUGUACUUUAACUUAUUUAGUUAUUGGCGCUGCUGUUUUUGAUGCAUUGGAAUCUGAUAACGAAAUGCAACAGAGAGCAUUAGCAUCAAAAGUGAAGAGAAAUGUAAUCGAUAAGUAUAAUAUCAGCAAUGCUGAUUUUCGUGUAUUGGAAGCAAGUAUUAUCAGAUCAAUGCGUCAUCGUGCUGGUCAUCAAUGGAAAUUUAGCGGUGCAUUUUAUUUUGCUACCACUGUUAUCACCACAAUUGGCUAUGGUCACAGUACUCCGUCAACAAUUGGUGGUAAAACAUUUUGCAUGUUUUAUGCGCUUGCUGGCAUUCCUUUGGGACUUGUUAUGUUUCAAAGUAUCGGCGAAAGGAUCAAUACGUUUGCAGCAAUGCUUUUACGUAUAUGUAAACGUUUAGCCGGGAAACCGGCUAAGGUUACACAUUUGGAUUUGAUGCUCGUAGCUUCAGGUUGCGGUACAUUACUUAUUGCUUCAGGGGCUUAUGUCUUUCAAACUUAUGAAAAAUGGACAUAUUUUGAUAGUUUGUAUUAUUGUUUCAUUACUCUAACUACUAUCGGAUUUGGUGAUUAUGUGGCAUUGCAAAAUAAUAGCGCUUUACAACGUUCACCGGAAUAUGUAACAUUUGCUUUAAUUUUUAUUAUGUUCGGUUUAACAGUUAUCUCAGCGGCAAUGAAUUUAUUUGUGCUACGAUUUUUGACAAUGAAUACCGCGGAUGAAAAACGCGAUAAACAAGAAGCGCAACUUGCUGCUCGAGGACUUGUGCGUGUAACAAAACAUCUCGGCCAAAAAGCUUAUCAACGUAAACACUCCUCGUUUGUUAAGAAAUCACUUGGUAGAGAAAUUAGCAAAAGGAAGGAAAAACAAGAAAAAGAUAAGCUAAGAUCAGUUGAUUCUGAUGCUUCGAUAUGUUUAUGUUCAUGUUAUCAAUUGCCUUAUCAAGAAGCUGAUCUUCGACAAAGAUAUUCAGCACGUAAUAAUAAUUUGGAACAUUCCGAUAUUGAAUCAUCACAACUAUCAAUAACCACAUUUGAUCAACAAUCUCCCUGUGCAAGUAUCACCAGCCGACCGAUUUGA
This is a messenger RNA of Cercopithifilaria johnstoni, 1116 nucleotides long. The record is from the annotation of a GenBank genome assembly. Lineage: Eukaryota; Metazoa; Nematoda; Chromadorea; Rhabditida; Onchocercidae.